AUGUCAACAACAGAGAACACAACAACAGUUAUAGUCCAUGAAGCUAUAAAUGAAGAAUAUGAGUACAUACAGUUUAACAAACAACUCCGUCUCAUUUGUUCGGUCAAAGACGAUAUGUACCAAAUGCAAAGUAUUUUGACAGCAUGUUUUGCUCCAGAUACUAAGAAACCACAAGACUGGUUUAGGAACCAAAGCACACAAGAACUUUUGAGCGAAGCACAGCGAGACAUACUUUUUUCUGAAAACAGUGAAGAACAGCGAGUAAGUAAAAAACCGCAGUCGCCAAAACUCUAUGAAAACAGUGAAGAACAGCGAGUAAGUAAAAAACCACAGUCGCCAAAACUCUAUGAAAAUCGUGAAAAAUUGCCAAACGGUUUGAGAGGAUAUUAUGUACAUAGACUUCUUGUAAAUGCUGUUGCAAUGUGGGCUUCGCCUCGUUAUGCUUGGUAUAUUUACAGACUUCUUGACGAAAUUCAUAGACAAGAACGUGAAGAGAUGGAAAACAAGCUUGAAGCAAAAGACAAAAGCAUUCAGAAAAGAAUACCACGUUCGGUACCAAAAGGAAAGGAAAAGAACUAUAAGUAUAUGAUUUAUACUGAAGAGAUGGAAAAUGAAGAAGAUAAAGAUAUGGUUAUGUUGCAUUUAGUCAGAAGAAACAACAAAAGCUUUUACGACCUUGCUAAGAUUUACAAAUCUGACAGAAAUUGGUUCUAUCGCGAAAACUUACCGAUUUCAAUGACCCCAAAUGAAGAUGUGAAACAAAUAGUUCAAGAUACGUUACCUCAAACACACUAUGAUAUGAAAGGUUGUACAAUACUUACCUUCAAAGAAGAUUUGCCAUUGUUAAAGGAAAAAAUAACAGAGUAUUUUGACAACUUCAAACAAGUAGAGUAA
Molecule: messenger RNA, 894 nt
Organism: Trichomonas vaginalis G3
Lineage: Eukaryota; Parabasalia; Trichomonadida; Trichomonadidae
Product: KilA, N-terminal/APSES-type HTH, DNA-binding family
Exons: 1
Coding region: 1-894 (297 amino acids)
Source: RefSeq, a predicted model, not a curated record